Symbiodinium natans is the source of this 426-nucleotide messenger RNA. Lineage: Eukaryota; Dinophyceae; Suessiales; Symbiodiniaceae. The record is from the annotation of a GenBank genome assembly.
AUGCGGACGCUGUUCUGGACCGUUGUAGUUGUCUGCCUCAUCACCUACAUCUUCUCCAUCUUCGGAGUCGUGCUCAUCAGUUCCCAGGUUGCAGCAGCGCAUGCGGCUGCCCUGGAUGCAGGGAACGCCAGCGCCGAGGAGAUUGACACCCUCAAUAUGCUGGUUGAGUGUACCGGCAGCGUUUGGGCUUGGAUGUACACGCUGAUCCAAGUGCUCACGCUAGACUCCUGGAACGGCAUCGCCAGACCUUUGCAAAGUUACGUGAGUGGAUCCUGGGCGUUUUUCUACUCCUACAUUGCGGUGGCCGCCGUGGCCCAAGCCCGGAGUCAACAGUCCAUCCGGGCACUAGUUGCCCUAAACCGUUUAACCCUAAACCCUGCCCCGUGGAGCAUAGCUAGACGGGUGGCAAAGAACCCUAAACCCUAA